Molecule: messenger RNA, 844 nt
Organism: Chrysochloris asiatica (Cape golden mole)
Lineage: Eukaryota; Metazoa; Chordata; Mammalia; Afrosoricida; Chrysochloridae
Gene: HVCN1
Product: hydrogen voltage-gated channel 1
Exons: 6
Coding region: 14-829 (271 amino acids)
Biological process (GO): proton transmembrane transport
Cellular component (GO): plasma membrane
Molecular function (GO): voltage-gated proton channel activity
Source: RefSeq, a predicted model, not a curated record
AGGCAACAGGAAAAUGGCCACUUGGAAUGAAAAGGCAGUCACCCGUAGGCCCAAGGUGGCGCCCGCCGAGAGGAUGAGCAAGUUCCUGAGGCAUUUUACUGUCGUUGGGGACGACUACCACACUUGGAACAUCAACUAUAAGAAGUGGGAGAAUGAGGAGGAGGAAGAGGAGGAGCAGCCACCAACACCGGCCUCCACUGAGGAGGGCAGAGCUGCUGACCCAAGUGCUGCUGCUGGCCCUGACCCAGCACCCAGGCGGCUCCGAGACUUCAGGGCCACGUUGCGGAAGCUCUUCAGUUCUCACAGGUUUCAGGUUAUCAUCAUUUGCCUGGUCGUGCUGGAUGCCCUCUUGGUGCUCGCUGAACUGAUCCUGGACUUGAAGAUCAUCCAGCCCGACAGGAACAACUAUGCUGCCAAGGUGUUCCACUACAUGAGCAUCGCCAUCCUGACCUUCUUCAUGAUGGAGGUUUUCUUUAAGAUAUUUGUCUUCCGCAUGGAGUUCUUUCACCACAAGUUUGAAAUCCUGGAUGCCAUUGUGGUGGUGGUUUCCUUCAUCCUUGACAUCGUUCUCCUGUUCCGGGAGCAUGAGUUCGAGGCUCUUGGCUUGUUGAUUCUGCUGCGGCUGUGGCGGGUGGCCCGCAUCAUCAACGGGAUAAUUAUUUCAGUUAAGACACGUUCAGAACGGCAACUCUUAAGGUUAAAACAGAUUAACAUACAACUGGCUGCCAAGAUUCAACACCUUGAGUUCAGCUGCUCAGAGAAGGAACAAGAAAUUGAAAGACUUAACAAGCUGUUGAGACAGCAUGGACUUAUUGGUGAGGUGAACUAGGUGCGUACCCGCUGC